CUUACAUCAUAUUUCCUAUGAAGUUCUGGGGAAAUUGAUGAACCAGUUGACAGAUGCGACAGAUUCCAUACACUUGAAUCUGAGCUAUGAUGGGUCUCUUCAGGUGUGAAUGGAGGCGCGUCCUUAACAAGCUUCCCCAUCUUUGAUACUUAAUUGCCCCGGUGAUCCUCAGCAAAAAAAUGUAGAUUGUAUAGUAAAUUUCCAUUUGAAUCUUCAAAGCAUAAAUACCAUUCAUUUCAGAUGUGUAUCGGAAUUCUCUUGAAAUACGUUUCCGUACAUAUCCUUUCGUUUCAUCCAAACGUGGUGGUGAAUGUUCAUGUACACGUUACGGCACAACCGAAAAUAGAGAAGUCACCAUCAUACCAGCCAGUUGUAUUCGACCGAUCAGCCAAACCUAUGAGUAGUUCUGAGGAUAUAAAGGAAAGGGAAGGAGAGAAAGAUAAUCAGGAUCGAAAUCAAAAUCAAAAUAACAAAUCAUAUACAGGGGAUACUCACGACAGUUAUCAUUUGAAGAAAACAUCAUAAUCUAUUUUUUGUCGAUGGUAAUGAAGGGGUCGAUGCGUAUGGCAAAAGGUCUCGAACUUGUAUGAUAUCGAUAUCAACAGCUGUCCAAUACUAAUCCGAGAUAUCAUUUGACCGAAGGGAGAACCUGCAUCAAUCAAGCUUCCCCAUUCGUUUGUUCCAUUUUUCUCUCUCCAUUCUCGAGGUAACGACUGCAUAUUACGACGUCACAAUACUUCUAUACAAUUCAACCAAUUUUCAAACUUUUUUUCUUUCUCCACGAACGGAAUAAUCACGGAUUCUUUCAACUGCCUCCAAGCACGAUUCGAUUCUCCGCGAAAUCUCGGAGACUCCAUCAUUUUUCUCUCCUCUUUUAAAAAAAGCAAGGAAGGACCAUUCAAUUGCACCGCAUCCACUACCUCCACCAUCAUUUGGGGUUCCCAGACAAGAGAGAGGGAGAGAGCACAAGAGAGCACAAGAGAACAAAGCUUUCAUUACGAAACCUUUAUUAUACUCGGAAUUGUCAUCUACUUAUAACUGCACGAGAGAGUACAUACAUACAUACAUGCACUCUUCUAGUGCGACAGAUAUCCAUCCAUCUAUCUGCAGCAUUCACCCAAAUCUUACUACCGAUCACACGAUAAUCCGAUCGAAUUAAUAUAUCAAAUAGUCAUUCAUACCUCCCUACCCACCACACUCGUACCAAUUCAAGAUCUAAUUAUAUCGACUCUUGUUAAUGCAUCGAAUGGUUUCUCUCUCUCUCUCUCUCUCUUCCUCUCACUGCUCGAUAUACGAUACGCAUCUCCCUUUGACCAUUGAUGAAUUGAGACUCUCUAACUUUUCAAUCCUCGGAGUUUGAACUAAUCCGUUUCAAGGAGGGUCUUCAUAGAGAAACAACAGCAUCAUCAUCAUCAUCAUCAUCAUUUUCACCCCCUUCCCCCCUUCCCCCCUCAGGUGCAUUUUUUCCCUUUCUUCCUUUGUUCCUUGGAGGAAGAGGUUGAAAGUAACACAACUAGCACCGCUUUAGACGGCCCUUUUUUGGAGAGGGCCUUAUUGAUAUUAACCAAUCGAAUCAUCGGAUUCCUCACACAUAAGUGGAGUUAUCUUGGAUCCCGACUCCAAACUCUGCCCCUCCAUAAGAUUCCCAGGCUUUGGUUGUGUUACGAGUGUGUAAUCGAGAUAUCUGAAUUGCCCCGCCUCCCGCCAAGUUGGCCAUAAACUCCCCCAUCCUAACCAAAAUUACGUCCUCAAUUGGAAAGGGCGACCCGCCCACCAACUUCAAUUCUAAAAAGAAGAAGUUUCCUUUAACUUCCGAAUUAUAUUCUCAAUCUUCUGCUCCUUCUUCUGCUCCUUCUUCUUCUAUUUUUGCUCACUUCUUUUCUUCCAAAAUUCCUUCUCAAUCAACAACCCCAAUACCAACAUCCUUCAAAGAAUCCAACCUAUUUAAACCUCACAAAGUCUCGAGACCAAAUCCAAUCAGCCUCAUACAUUUAGCCUCUGUGACCUUUGUGGUUAUUGCCUUGAUUGUUCAACUCUUAUUCACUGAUACCCCUCCGCUUCAUUCAGGAUCUUCUCAUCCAUUCUCACCAACAUCGUACUCUCCUAGAGCCAACGUUUUGGAUCAAGGAACUUGCGAAUCACCACAUCCAUUUCCUACAGAAGCCCCAAUAUCAAGACCGCACAAAAUGUCUUUAUUGGCAGAAUCAAAGCGCGUUGCCGCCGAGUUUGAUUACACAGACGAGGAUGUGCGACGAGGUGUUGCUGAAUUUGUCGCGGAGAUGAAUGAGGGAUUGGAAAAGAAUGCAACAAACAUGAGUCAAAUUCCAACGUACGUUACUGGAGUCCCUAAUGGAACGGAAAAGGGACUAUAUCUAGCGGUCGAUCUUGGAGGAACCAAUUUCCGAGUUUGCUCAAUCCAAUUGCACGGAGAUACCACCUUCAGUCUUACACAAUCAAAGGUUGCGAUACCCCGGGACUUGAUGUUGGCUAAGACCGCAUCGGACCUUUUUUCGUUUUUGGCAAAACAAAUCGAACUUUUUCUCAAGACCCAUCACGAGGACCGUUUCGCGGCCCACAUCAGACGUCGCAAUACCGUCAGCACACCAGAAGGUUUCAGAGAUGAACAUAUCUUUAGACUUGGAUUCACGUUCAGUUUCCCAGUUCACCAAAUUGGUAUCAACAGAGGAACUUUGAUUAGAUGGACAAAGGGUUUCGAUAUUGCGGAUGCGGUUGGACAAGAUGUUUGUGAUUUGCUACAAAAGGAGAUUGAUAAACUGCACUUGCCAGUCAAGGUCGCUGCUCUUGUCAACGAUACAGUCGGAACAUUGAUGGCAAGAGCAUAUACCUCACCUGGAAAGACUCAGACCUUACUCGGAGCAAUUUUUGGUACUGGUACCAAUGGUGCCUAUGUUGAGAAGCUCGAGAAGUUGACUAAGCCUAUGGAAGGAGAUUUUGAUAAGACAACUGGUGAAAUGGUUGUCAACACAGAAUGGGGCUCGUUCGACAAUGGUCUCAAAGUUUUGCCAAACACCAUUUAUGAUCAAAUCCUUGACAAGGACAGUGUCAACCCUGGCAUUCAAAUGUUCGAAAAGCGAGUUUCUGGCAUGUUCUUGGGUGAAAUUCUCAGAACGGUUCUCGUUCAAAUGAUCAAGAGCCCUACUAUUCCACUUUUCAGAGAUCAAUCUUCUGCAGAUAACGACUAUCGCUCAACAACUACAGUCGAUGAAGCCGGUCCUCUUUUCAAGCAAUGGACAGUUGAUAGUUCUAUUCUCUCGAUCGCGGAAGCUGACAACAGCGUUGGUCUUCGUGCCCUUCGUCAAGAACUUGAGAAGUCUCUCGGUGUCUCAGCUGCGUCAUUGGAAGAUGCUCAAACCGUCAAGGAAAUCGCUCAUGCUAUCGGUAAACGUGCAGCUCGUUUAGCCGCUGUUGCAAUUGGUGCCAUUGUUCUCCAAACUGGUCGUCUCGAUGUCAAAUCUGAUGCCCCUGGACCAAAAUCAACAGCUGCUAUUAUUCAAGAUGUUAAGGAUUUGAAGAUUGCCGAUGCAGCAUCAGCUACUGCCAAUAAACUCGCUGACACAGCAGGCUUGGCUGUCAACGAGGAAGAUGUCAUUGAUAUUGGUGUGGAUGGUUCUCUUGUUGAAUUCUAUCCAGGAUUUGAAGAUUAUAUGAGAGAAGCUUUGAGAGCUAUGGAUGGUAUUGGAGCUGCUGGCGAGAGAAGAAUUAGAAUUGGUAUUGCUAAGGAUGGAUCUGGUGUCGGUGCUGCAUUAAUUGCGCUUGUGGCGGCAAAGAUGGAGAAACAACAACAACAAGAUUAUAUUGGAGAUUUAAGGAAUAGGCUGGGUGGUGCUGGAGAGAACGUGAUUGGAGAGUAAUGGCUGCACGAUUUGUUAUGAAAUGAUUAAAUGAAUGGUUGUUUGGUUGCUUGUCAAGUUACUAGAGGAAGUACAGUGGAAAAACAAAUAUCAAGAUGAAUUGAUGGGAAUGGAUGGGCGAAGGGGUUAGGAUCCGGCGGUUUUGGUUACACACAUAGUUUAGGCAUAGGGGCUACUAGGUGGCUCCCUUUUUUUCAAGUAUCAUUUAGUAGGAAAUCUGAACAUACAUAUGAAUCUUUUAAAAAAAAUUAGAC
Messenger RNA from Botrytis porri, 4126 nucleotides. RefSeq lists its product as uncharacterized. Gene Ontology annotation, biological process: glycolytic process; glucose 6-phosphate metabolic process; intracellular glucose homeostasis. The record is from RefSeq and is a predicted model, not a curated record. The transcript has 4 exons. Gene Ontology annotation, cellular component: mitochondrion; cytosol. Bases 2187 to 3872 code for a protein of 561 amino acids. NCBI's taxonomy places the organism in Eukaryota, Fungi, Ascomycota, Leotiomycetes, Helotiales, Sclerotiniaceae. Gene Ontology annotation, molecular function: glucokinase activity; mannokinase activity; D-glucose binding.